AUGGAAGAAAAUGGAGUGGACCACAUUGGGUAUGGUUGUGAUAUAGAUAGUAGUUAUUUUACUGACUUUGUAGACUUCGUUCCAGAAAGCAAUGUCAAAUUCUUGGUUGGAGCAUUUGAUGGUUAUUUCAACUAUGCCAAGAUGGCACAGGCCUAUAUCUACAUUAAAGAAUGCGGCGCAGAAUACAUUGCUACAAAUGUUGAUAUGAAUCACGCUCUGAAUGAAGCAAGACUGCUCCCUGGUACAGGUGCAGUUCUAGAAGGACUAACUCAGAGUCUCGGAAUACAGCCCAAAGUUCUGGGAAAACCAUCUCAUUUAAUGUUUGAUAUGAUAAGAAGUGAGCACAACCUACAGGACAAAUCUAAAGUAUUAAUGGUGGGAGACACACUUGAGUCUGACAUUCAGUUUGGGAUUAAUUCAGGUGUUGAUACAGCUCUAGUGCUGAGUGGUAUUACAUCACGUGAUAUGCUGGAUCAGGACACUUCAAUUAAACCAACAUUUGUACUGGACAGCAUUGCAGAGUUACUCAAAUAG
Bolinopsis microptera is the source of this 534-nucleotide messenger RNA. RefSeq lists its product as uncharacterized. Lineage: Eukaryota; Metazoa; Ctenophora; Tentaculata; Lobata; Bolinopsidae. The coding region runs from base 1 to 534 and encodes 177 amino acids. Gene Ontology annotation, molecular function: phosphatase activity. The record is from RefSeq and is a predicted model, not a curated record. The transcript has a single exon.